Nicotiana attenuata is the source of this 1864-nucleotide messenger RNA. RefSeq lists its product as uncharacterized. The transcript is spliced from 3 exons. The record is from RefSeq and is a predicted model, not a curated record. NCBI's taxonomy places the organism in Eukaryota, Viridiplantae, Streptophyta, Magnoliopsida, Solanales, Solanaceae. The coding region runs from base 1 to 1341 and encodes 446 amino acids.
AUGACUAAACACCUGCAUUAUAUUUGGGAUCCAGGCGGAAUACAGGGCAUGCCUAUUCUUGAAGAAGAAAAAUGUCUGCUUCUCUCAUCUCCUUGCUUUCUAGUUGGUUUGGUUGUUAUUCGAUUGUUACAUUGGUGCUUUCAUCCAGAGGACUCCAAUGGCAUUGCUAGAUCGCUUCAAUGGCAACGGCAACCUCGAGAGUUGGAUUUAUCGGGCAGAGCACUACUUCACCUACAUUGGCUUCUCCAGAAGGACUGGCUACCUCUUCCUUACUUCUAUUUUGAUGGUGAAGCUCUUGCUUGGUUCACUUGGUUGCAUCGAAACAAACAAUUUUUUGAUUGGACGCAUUUUAAAGAAAAAUUGCGUAUACGAUUUCGACAAAGGACAUUCACAGAUUCGGUGAGACGGGCAGAUACUUCACGAGCCCGUGUUGAAUACGUGAGUUACGCCACAUUGGUACCACAACCGACCUCUGCAUCUCCAGUUGCAACUCUGAGCCAUGCCCCAAACUCGUCUGACUUGGAAGUCGCCUUCAACGGUGGAAACUCACAGGAAGCCAAUGUGUUCGAUAAAUUGUCCAAUAGAGCUGACGAGUGUGAUUCUCAAAAAAGUCCCAAAAAAGAUACUUCAGAGUUACUUGAUCAUGUUUCACAUAAGGAAUCAUGGCUGAUUCCUUUUCUGGGUAGCCACAAGUAUGUACAUCAACAUGAUAAGAAGCUCACAAUAGUUAAUGAGGUUUCAGUUAUUGAGAAGUCUGUCUUUGAUGACAUUUUAAUUGUUGAGUCUGAAAAUCCAAAUUGGGAUGAAGAGUUUGCGUUGGUAAUUAAGCAACCAUUAUUACGAGAUUCUCAGCUUGUAGUUUUGAGUUGCAUAGUACUGCAUUUUGAGCAGCUAGUAUGGCAGAUUGUCGAGGUUGUAGGAAUUUCUAAUAUCAGCUAUUCAUGUGAUGCAAUUGGUUUACUAGUACGACGUGGCAACCUUGAACAUCAUAGUGGACCAUCAUCUUAUGAAGACAUAUUUUCUAUGCACCUUGUGUUGGAACUUUGGGCCGGAGGGAAGCUAUUUGAUGGAACCAUUGCCCGAGGAUAUUCACUAGACAAAGAAGCUACUCAUAUUGUUGGACAGCUUCUAAGAGUAGUCCGUAAUUGCCAUUUCACGGGUGAUGAUCAUUGGAAUCAAUCAUUGGCUAGACACUGCGGAAAAGUCUACCCUCACCGUGGACUUGAGCUUGCUCAAUACUUGGAGGAGUUGCCUUGUACUCUUUCCGCUUGUAUUUGUGACUUAUUUAUAAAGAGAAGUACAUUCGACUCAGGCAGUGCACUCGGUCAUGCAGCUACGUGAUAAUGAUGAAACCAAGUCAACACUGCCCCAAGCUGCCAACCAAACUAUGAUACUAUUCCUAAUGGUUUUUGCCUAUCUCAGCCAUGGGUUUAGCUCUCGAAGUUGCCUUCCUGACUUGAACCUUGAGGACAAGGUUCUUUUUGUGGGCGGAAGUAUUGUUGUGAACCGGCAUGACCACGUAGAUUAUGGGCCAGAAGUGUGCAACAGGGCUGAUCCAGUUAGUAGUAUAGUUGGUAGUAUUGGGCCUGGAGUUAAAUGGAGAAAAGGCCCAAUGACUAAACACCUGCAUUAUAUUUGGGAUCCAGGCGGAAUACAGGGCAUGCCUAUUCUUGAAGAAGAAAAAUGCCUGCUUCUCUCAUCUCCUUGCUUUGUGUCUAAGCUUCUCUCCCUUCUUCUAUGGUGUAUUUCUGUCCCCUCUCAAUUAUCCUUUACUGUUUCAUUGUAAUUUUCAGUAUUUGUAAGUCCGUUCAGUGAAUCAAUAUAGCUAGUUGGUUUGGUUGUUAUUCGAUUGUUACAACAUAAU